AUGGCGCCUAACAAUUGGCGAAAGGGGAGGCGUGUGGACGCACCCUCAGAGACGGCCGGGGGCCGCACAUCUUCACUCCGGAGGCAGGACAGAGAUUCCUUCUGCCAUCAGAUGUCUUUCUGCUUGACUGAACUGCACCUGUGGUCUUUGAAGAAUACCUUACACAUUGGGGAUAGAGACAUCGGGAUCUACCAGUAUUAUGACAAGAAAGAGCCACCAGCAACAGAGCAUGGUAACUUAGAAGAAAAGCAGAAGCUGGCAGAAUCACGAGAUUUUCCAUGGACGCUCAAAAACAGACGCCCAGAAAAACUUCGAGACUCACUCAAGGAGUUGGAGGAGCUGAUGCAAAAUAGUCAGUGUGUGCUGAGCAAAUGGAAGAACAAAUAUGUCUGUCAGCUUCUCUUUGGUUCAGGUGUGCUGGUGUCCUUAAGCCUUUCCGGGCCGCAGCUGGAGAAAGUGGUGAUUGACAGAAGCCUGGUGGGGAAGCUCAUCUCAGACACCAUCAGUGAUGCUCUUCUCACAGACAGCUUUAUCAUCUUAUCAUUUUUGGCACAAAACAAACUAUGUUUUAUUCAGUUUACCAAGAAGAUGGGUUCUCCUGAUAUAAACAAAAGACUGGAAAAACUCUCAGCCUUGGAUUAUAAGAUUUCCUAUUAUGAAAUCCCUGGCCCAGUAAACAGGACAACACAGCGUCGUCUAGCUAUCAAUUGUGUUCAAGAUAUAGUUGUUUGCUGGUGGCCACUGGUCAGUGAUGAUGCUUGGCCUUGGGCCCCCAUUUCUUCUGAGAAAGACAGAGCCAAUCUGCUGUUCCUGGGUUAUGCUCAAGGAAGACUGGAGGUUCUGAGUUCUGUACGCACGGAAUGGGAUCCACUGGAUGUUCGCUUUGGCACCAAACAGCCUUAUCAGGUGUUGACAGUGGAGUGCUCCAUCAGUGUAGACAAAGAGCCCAUGGCUGACAGUUGCAUCUAUGAAUGUGUUCGGCACAAAAUCCAGUGUGUAUCAGUCACCAGAAUACCACUAAGAUCGAAGGCCAUUAGCUGUUGCAGGAAUGUUACUGAAGACAAACUGAUUCUGGGCUGUGAAGAUUCUUCAGUAAUUCUUUAUGAAACUCACCGUAGAGUGACUGUCUUAGCUCAGGCUGAAGUUCUGCCUUCAUUAAUAAGCUGCCACCCAAGUGGUGCCAUUCUGCUAGUUGGCAGUAACCAGGGGGAGCUGCAAAUUUUUGAUAUGGCUCUUUCUCCUAUUAACAUCCAGCUUUUGGCUGAAGACCGCUCACCUAGGGAGACUCUACAAUUCAAAAAAUUCUUUGAUGUUUCUAGCAGUCUUGUUCAAAUGCAGUGGAUAGCUCCGCAGGUUGUUUCUAAGAAGCCUGAAAGUGGGGACAUCUAUGAUCUCCUCUUCCUCAAGUUUGACAGAGGACCUUUGGGUGUGCUUCUGUUUAAACUUGGUAUCUUCACACAAGGACAGCUGGGCCUGGUAGACAUCAUCUUCCAGUACAUUCACUGUGAUGAGAUCUAUGAGGCAAUAAACAUCCUGAAUAGUAUGAACUGGGACACUCUGGGCUACCAGUGCUUUAUCAGCAUGACUGCCAUCGUAAACCAUCUUCUUAGACAAAAGCUCACUCCAGAGAGAGAAGCACAGCUUGAGGCAAGCCUUGGAACCUUCUAUGCUCCAACAAGACCACUCCUGGAUACAACUAUAUUGGAAUACAGAGACCAAAUCAGCAAAUAUGCAAGGAGAUUCUUCCACCACUUACUCAGGUACCAGAGAUUUGAAAAGGCAUUUCUGUUAGCUGUUGACAUUGGUGCUCGUGACCUGUUUAUGUGGUCUGGAGCUGAACCCACAAUAUCUCCAGAGUAUACCUGUAAUCCAUUAUAUAAAAUGAGGCACCCUGACUCCAUACUGAUACAAGACAUCCAUUACCUUGCACUAGAUAAGGGCGAAUUGGCACUAGCUGAAGUGGCAAGAAAGAGAGCUAGUGACAUUGAUGCAGAAUCAAUAACCUCUGGAGUUGAUUUACAGUCCUGCCUUCAAGAAAGAGGAAAAAGAAGGAAGGCACACUCUUCUUAUUUAGGUACAACCCAGGAGUUGUUACACAUCACUUCUGCUCGUAUCCCAUUGGACAGAUCCUGGUCACAAAGCUACACCUAACUGUAAGAAAGUCUGGGAACUAUCUUAAUUGAGGUGAGCAUACACCCAGCAAAACACCUAUAACUAAAAGCAAUCACCACUUAGGGGGAAAGCUACAAGUUCAUCUGUUACAAUGAAUUUUGAAGAAUAGUAUUUAGAAGAAGCAAUAAGCAAAAUGGGGGGACAACUUCCUCUAUAUAAUCCUCAUAUGCACAGAAAUGGAAAUAAUUUAAAAACCCUAUUCAAAAAUAAUUCCCAGCUGCAUGUAAUGUGGCUGUCUGAAUAUUAAGAAAUUCUUCCAAGUGCAUUAUAUUUCCAAAUACACUUAUCAUAUAUGAUCUUUCAGAUACUAUGCUAGAAAAGGCUGUAGCUUUAUAAGUUGCCAUCUCCUUUUAAAAUAUAUUUCGAAAUUGAUAUGAAAGAUUAUUUGUGCAUAGUGAUAAACUUUAGAGAAUACAAUAUUAAAAAUAUAGUAUAAAGAUUACUCAUUAUAUUGGGGACUUCCCUGGCUGUCCAGUGGUUAAGACUCCACACUUCCACUGCAGGGGGCACAGGUUUGAUCCCUGGUCAGGGAACUAAGACCCUGCAUGCUACACUGUGUGGCAGAAAAAAAAAAAAAUUAUUAUCACCCAGAGAUAACUGAUAAUAUUAGUCAACUUAUUUCUUUUUCUUAUGCAUAUAUUUAACAAAACUCAAGUCAUUUAUUUAUCUUCCUUUUUGUUACCCAGUGGUAUAUUGUGCCUACAUUCCCAUGUCAUUAAACACCAUUCAAAAGCCUGAAUUUUUUUAUGUUAUCUUCUUCCUAAAUGCCUUAUUGGUUUUACUAUAAAAUCAUGGUACCAUUGUACAAGUGUAUAAAAUUAUACCUAUAGAUGAUAAAAGCAUGAAAGUUAAGACUCUCUUAUACUUAAAAUCUCAUUAUUAAUAUUUGAAGUUGUGGUUAACUGUUUACCUACAUUGUGGUUUAGAAGCUAUAUUACUUGUUUGACUUAGAUGUAUUCAUGCCAACCUAAUUUUGGCUCUACUUUACCUGUCUUAUGUUAAUUGUGUCAUGAUGUCAGUUUUGACCUAUACCUUCCCACCUCUAAGCAUCUUUGUCGAAAGACAUAACCCUAAACCCUUCAUAAUUAUUAAACCCUUCAUAAUUAUAAGUGCAUUAAAGACUAACUGCUUAGCUGCAGAGAUCUAUACAAGACUGUAUCACUUGUAUAACUUAAAAGAGACUUAAAGUUUUCAGUAAAAUUCCUAAGAAUGCAUGAUUAUCCAACCUUUGUUACUUUCUGUAGUGACAUAAUGUUGUCAAUCACACAAUGUGACGUAUUAAGUAAUAUCAAUUCUUAAUUGCCUUACAUAUAGAUUUUCUCUAAAUUAGGUAUUGAUUUUGAGGUCAAACCUUUCUAUCAUUGAAAUAUUUAACAUGUUUUUGAAUUCUGAAAUACACAAUAUUAUGAAACAAGGUGUCAUCUUUUCAGGACUCACCUAGUCAUAAAUUUACAGUAACUUAGCAAAAGAUAACAAUAAUCUUUUCCUAUGGAGAAAGGUGCAAACAUUAAACUAUUUGGGCUUUCCCCUACUUUUUCUCCUUUUCAGAAAGGAGUCAAUGUCUCAAACCUUCUUCUCUGACUUACUUAUUAGUUAGACUAGUAAACUGUGCUGAUACGGGACAGAAUUGUUCCCAGUUACAUUUUCUGCAAGUAAAUAAUGAAGAAUUUUGCCUGAGGAUUGGUAUGUUAUAUUAAGAGUAGCUAAUGAAACCAUGAAGAUAAGACUAAAUGGAUAUGUGCUAACUUGGCUAGUAUGGAGUACAGCAAAAAAAUUUUGUAUCAAUAAUCCUGAAAUGUGGAUAGACAAAUAGAUUCAUGCAGUACGAUGCUACAAACUUUAAGAUUACUAAGGUGGCAGUCAGGAAAGCUGAGUUCUAGUUUUAGUUAAACUAGUCAAGACUAACCAUCUGACAUCUUAAGUCACUUUUUGGGGGUCUCAGUUUGCUCAACUAUAAAAUAAGAUAUAACUAGAAGAGUCUAAGUAUUUUCAGCACUAAAAUUCUAUGUAUAUGAUGACAUAUGAUUAGAACCCAAAUUAAAACACUACAAAAUUCUAGACAACAUACAAUGAAAAAGAAAUCAUUUAUGCAUAUCCACCUAAUAGUACAAACCCAUACUGAAAAAAUAAGUUUGAAUAUUCUCUUAGAAGGUGAACUGCUUUAUUCAGAAACACUUUUGGGGACUUCCCUGGCAGUGCAGUGGUUGAGACUUCGCCUUCCAGUGCAAGGGGUGUGAGUUUGAUCCCUGGUCAGGGAGCUAAGAUCCCACAUGCCUCAUGGCCAAAAAAACAAAACAUAAAACAGAAGCAGUAUUGUAACAAAUUCAAUAAAGACUUUAAAAGUGGUCCACAUCAAAAAAAAAUCUUAAAAAAAUACUUUUGAAUUAAAUCCUCUUAAAUACUGCCUUUAAAAGACUUUAUGCAGAAAUUUACUCUAGCAUGAGACGUAACAUCAGGGUGUCCAGGCAAAGGAGCUAAUACAGAAACUGAGGAACUUCUAAAUAAACAGAAUGAUUUCACAUAUAUUCGCUAACAAAAGUCAUAAAAUUAUUGAACUUUAGAGCUGAAUUUGGAAGUCUUACAGAUAUUUUACAUGUAUUAAAUUCUCUUCAUAAUGUGUCAGAAUUUAUAUCAAUUCUUCCUAUAUUCUUACCAUGUCCCCAAGAUGUCUCUUUUCACAAAAGAAUUUGUUAUACAGUUGGUAUUUAAAGUUUAUGAGUUAAAAUCAUGCAUCUGUCUUAUCAAAAUUUAGUAUGUUUACCCGUUUUUAACCAUUUUUAUAGUUCACAAAAUGGCUUCACGUAACCAUAAAUCUGUAUUCUCAAUGGGAGUAAAGGAAGAGUCAGGGUUUUUCUAGUGACUUACAUCCCUUAGGCUUAAAGAAAAUAAAAUGCCCUUCAUUCCCAGGUCUAAUCAUCCUACAAUUUGCUACGGGGUAGAACUCAGUUUAAAGCCGAUCUACUUCAGCCCCCACAACAGACAUACAUACCUACAAAACUUUAAAGAAAUACAGAUGUCAGGAACUCAUAAAGUAUUCCAGUGAUGCACUAGGGCUGGCUCCUGUGGCAUUCCAAGUGCCAAUUAAGGGUAUCUCUUCCCAAUUCUAAAUUCAAGGACAUCAUGUUGGUAGCUCAAAACUGGCCAUGGUAGGAAUAAUUUACACCACAGAAAUCAAGAAACUGGUUGAUUUUGGGACUUUUGUUUGGAUUUGGUUUUUGAAGAGCUGGUUGUUAGUCAUUUAACAGCACGUAACUGAGGUAAUCCCAGGUUAUGGUUCCUGAAGCCAAGUGUCCACUAUCAAAGAAAAGACCUAUAACUGGUUCCUUAUUCAGUUCCUGGAACUGAAUUUUUAACAUUCAUAUAUCCUUCUCCAGAUGGAUAUAAGAGGGAGUAGGGUCCAUAUCAUACAUAAUUUGUUUGUCUUUGAACCUAUAUAGCAAUGUUGUCCAAUAGAAAUACAAUGCAAGCCACAUACCCUUAAAUUUUCUACUGUAUGUUAAAAGUACAUCUCAAAUUAGAUGUUAAAUUUUCAUCAGAAAUACUUUAUCUGUAUUUAGAUUUCAUAAAGUUUUCAGUUGAAGAAGUAAUUUCAUGUACCCAAGUUGGUCCAUACAUUCUUAAAAGUUUUACAAUUACUAAACUGAGUAUCAGUUUUUUAAUUUAAAAUUUUUUAAAUAAAUGAAAUUAAAAAAUUUUUUCCUCAGUCUUACUAGCCAUGUUUGAAGAGUUCAAUAGCCACACUUAGUAGUAGUUACCAUAUUGGACAGCAGCUGUACAGCAUCAGCACCUCGGGGGUUUUCCAGAAGCUUGAGCCUUAUGCUGUGCUAGCUUGAUGAGUGGAAUCAAACAGAUUAUUUCACUUUUCGGUGCCUCAGUUUUCUGAGACAAUAAUAAUCUUAAAGGAAUAACCAAUCAAUAAUUAUAACUAAUAAUAGACAUUCUAAUGAUUGCAAUAAUCAUGAAAUCACUCACAUGAUAUAGCAGCUGCCACUUGUGGCAUGUCAGCUUAUUUAAAAACCAGCUCAUCAAGCAGUAGCUCAUUUUGAAGAAGAGCUUAACCUUAUUAGAUGUUAGUAGCUAUAAAUGCUAAGCAUUUAUAGAGUGUUUUUCACCUUUAAAGGGCUUUACCAGUUGUAGUUAAUCUUAUAACAUAAUAAUGUAUCAUUCCUGUUAGUGAAUUCCUGAGGUCAAAGAAGGCCUUUCUGCAUAACAAAAACCUUCAAUCUACUUGUCAUAUACUCUAUACUACAAUGUAUAAUUAAAUCAAAGUGUUACGUUGAACAAGACAAAAUAUUCACUUUAAGUAACUUUUCUGAUCCUGAGUACAAUAAAUUAAUCUCAACAGAGAAAAAUGGUGCUUCUAUUAUAAUGUUCAUCACUUGUGUAUUGUCUGUGAAACAAGAGUCAAGCACAGCUUUCUUGAUUAUAUAAAAAAGAUUUUUAAAUCCCAUUUUUAUGGUACUUAACCUCUAAACUGCCAUCAGAAGUAUAGUAACACCAUCCAUUUUUAUGGGCUUUCCCGUUUUCUACGUGCUUACCUGCAUCAUUUUAUUAUCUCAGCAACCCUAAAAGAUAAACAGGACAGAUGUUAUGCCCAUUUUUUGCAUGAAAUUCAGAAAGGCUGAGUGCCUUGUUUACAUAAUUACAUACUCAUCAGUGCAACAGCUAAAGCCAGAAUUCAGGUCUUAUGAUUUUAGCCACCAUUUAUCAAAUACAUACUAUAAACUGGAGAAUAUGUUGAAGACCAUGCAUUAUCUCAUUAAUGGUCACAGUAAUCUUAGAUGAAGUAUGAUGCAGAAAGAUUGUUACACAUAAGUCCUUUUUUCUCAAAGCAUGUGUUUGUAACUUCUCUACUGUGCUGAAUCUAGAAAUGGACUAUUAUCAGGGGAGGAGAAUAAAGGAACCAAUCUUCAUCGAAAAUAAAAAUUACUAUAUACUAACACAUGUUAUUUACCCAGCAUAGUGCUAAGCUCUGCAAUUACCGUCAUGUUUCACAUUUAUAACAACCAACCGUAAGAGUUAAGUAUUAGUUUUCCCGUUUAUAAGUAAGGACAGAGACUCAAAGUGACAGAAGCAGAAUUUAAAACCAUUCCUAUUUGACUCCUAAUCUCAUACUCUGAACCACUUUGCCAUUCUUUUUUAUUUCAAAUCCACUGUAAUUUCCCAUAUUCCUUACUGCCUAAUGUUACUUUUUACUUAUUUUUGAGUUGUUUUGCUUUUUGUGGGAUUUCUUUUUUGGGGUUUUUUUGGGCAUUAAAAAAAAGAUAGAAGGUUUUCUUUGUCAUCUUUGUUUACCAUAUUAUCCUAACAGUGCCAAACACGAGCAGGUACACCAUUUUCAUAGCAUAAUGCAGGAAAAUAGCUUUGAGCAGUGUGUCAUACAAUCUCUAUAAUAACUUUGAGCAGUGAGCUGGAAGAUUAUAGUACUACUGUGGAACUGAAUUUCUUUACCUUAGCCUUUGAGCUGAACAGUUCAUUCACCUAUUCAGUGGUAAACUUCAGCAAUUUCUCCAAAGUUAAAGGAAAUUGAUUUGUUCAUUCAGUGAGUAUGUUGAUUUAAAGAUGUAUUUAUAAUAACAAAAUGAGAUAGAGGCAUUAUUACAGUAAAUUUGCUUAUAAUGUAGCUAAUAUUAGUGGAGACCAUUAAGUGUGGGUGAAGAGUGAUUGCUUCAGUCAGAAAAAUUCUUUUUUCCUACAUUACCUGAAAUUCUUAUGAACUUCUCAUUUCAUGUUGCCUUAGUAAUCAGAAGUAAAAGUGUUUAGAUCUUCAUAAAACUUUUUCAUAACAAAUGGCAUGUUAACCUAAGCACUGUAAAUACUUCGGGGCAAAUGUGUUAAAAUUCAGUUAGUUAUUUUUUCUUUAUUUUCUAAAUUCCAUAAUUAGAUAGUUACCGUGUUCCUGGUCAGACUGCCUCUAAGAAGGAAGUAAAACAAGUUUGUGCACAUACAUUCAUAUGCAGGGUCAAAGGUGAAGACAAAAUGUGAAAGAGAAACAUGUUGUUUCUAGUAAAACUCUUUCCUUAUCUACAAUUAGGUGUACUCAUAAAUGUAUGCACUAUAAUAACGUGUAGAGGUGACUGUUUCAUUAUUUUUAAAUAAAAUUUAUAGUUUUUAUAGGUAAUAGUCUAGAUAUUUGGAAUGCAUUCAUUUAAGCAGAAGAAAUAGCUGGCAAAUGUUUUAUGUCAGGUGGUAUGCAUGCUAAGUUUAUAACCUUUCUUCUCUUUAUCCAAUGUAAGUUAACUUGAUGUGACAGGGUGUGAUAUAUCACAGAGAUGACUCAGGUCAGGAAUUUCAAGAAAUCUUAAAAAUAAUAUCUUUUAAAAGGACUUAAGUAAAUAGUA
Delphinapterus leucas (beluga whale) is the source of this 8513-nucleotide messenger RNA. NCBI's taxonomy places the organism in Eukaryota, Metazoa, Chordata, Mammalia, Artiodactyla, Monodontidae. The record is from RefSeq and is a predicted model, not a curated record.